AUGGAAGGAAUCAUGGAAUAUAAUCGCUUACCUGCAAUAACAACAUUCACACAAUUCAAUCGUCCAAUUUCAAUUUUAUCGCCAUUAGACUUAUCAUUGAGGCAAACAUCAAUUCCAAUAACACCACCAUCAACUCCUUCGCCACCACGUAAACGGUUACGAAAUCCUAAUGAGGACAUUAACAAUUUAUGGCGUCCACAUUCUUUCGGUUAUUUUGACAAUUCACUUUUAAUUCCCUGGAAUAAAACCAUAUCAACAACAAUAUCAACAGCAUCGUUGACAGCAACAGUUAAUAACAAUUCUACACAACCUGUAAAUUCAAUAGUUACAACAUUACCACUAAAUCAGCAAAAGAAAUUUUUAGAAAAAAGUGAAAAUGAAAAUAAAACGAUUAUCGUUGAAGACAGUGAAAGUAGUUCCCCCUCAAAAAUAACAUCGGUAAUUCCAAAAACAACAACAACAAUAAUGCCGAAAGAAAUUCCAAAUGAUUUAACUUCGAAUGCAAAGAUAGUGAUUGAAGAUCCAGAUGAAUCAAUUAUUUUGACUGAAGAUGAGGGUGAUUGCGAUAAACAUCAUAAUGUUCAAGAGAUUCUUGAACAUAUUAUUGAUGAUGAUGAAGAUGAUAAUGUUGAUGAUGAUGAUGACGAUGAAGAGGAAUUCGUAGAUAUUAUAGGAAAUGAUGAUGAUGUAAUUUCAACAAAUUAUAUUUCCCCAAAUAUUUCCGCAAAUAAAUUAUUUGAUGUAGACCAAUAUAAAAAUGAAAAUGAACAAAACCACAACUAUGAUAGAGCAUUGACUGGCAAUAAAGUUGUUUAUGAAGAUGUCGAAUUACAUAAUAAAGCUAUUGAAGGAUUUGCAAAACUUUUCGAGAAAACUUUCAUGCCAUCACCAAUGAAUAACAACAACGAAAAUGAUAGGCGUUUAAAAAUGAGAAAGCAACAUAUUGAUGAGGAUAAUAGCAGUCCGGUAUCUGGAACUAUUAUAAGAAAAUUGAGAGAAGACGAAGAACUUGUUGUACGUAAAGGUGACAUUGAUCCUGCUUUUAAUGUUGUAGAAAUAACAGAUGAAGCUAAGGCUAUACUGGCUAGUAUUGAUAACAAAAUUGGUUCAUAUAUUUGUCAAUUAUGUCGAACUUUAUACGAUGACGCAUUCCAGCUAGCUCAACAUCGAUGUUCAAGAAUAGUUCAUAUAGAAUACCGAUGUUCAGAAUGUGAUAAGGUGUUUAAUUGUCCUGCAAAUUUGGCUUCACAUCGUCGUUGGCAUAAACCAAAAUCGGAGGUCUUAGCUUCUCAAAAUAAAAAGCAAUCAUCAAAUUCUGAAAAGCAAACAAAAAUAUUAUCAGUAACAGAUUUGACUAAUGAAAAGACAGAACCUGAUGAAUCAAGUAGUGGGGAUGGGGUAUUUGCUUGUACUGAGUGUGGAAAAAGCUUCAGACGUCAAGCUUAUCUAAAAAAACACUUAACUUCACAUAAAAUGCUGGAAGAUCUUAAAUCUUUAGAAAGAUUUCGAUUACAAUCUGUUACAACUCAAAUCAAUAAUUUUCCAUUUUAUCAGCAGAACACAAAUCUACAUAAUCAUCCGCCAGCCACUGGAACUGGAAAUGUUUUAAAUACUUCAAAUCACAACCGUUUCUACAUAAAUAAUCCUGCAGCUUCUACAUUACGUUUUCCUCCAUUAUUUCAAAACUUUGAUCAAAGAUGUUUACAACCAUUUAAUGAUUUUUACCUACAACAACAUUUAGACAGAUCAGCUUUUCAAUAUGUUCAACAACAUGGUUUCAGAAGUCACCAAUCAAAUAAUUUAUUACCUUUAACGCAUCCGGCUCAAAUGACUACAGUUAAAUGA
Molecule: messenger RNA, 1845 nt
Organism: Condylostylus longicornis
Lineage: Eukaryota; Metazoa; Arthropoda; Insecta; Diptera; Dolichopodidae
Gene: nerfin-2
Exons: 4
Coding region: 1-1845 (614 amino acids)
Biological process (GO): negative regulation of transcription by RNA polymerase II; neuron differentiation; regulation of cell cycle process
Cellular component (GO): nucleus; transcription repressor complex
Molecular function (GO): RNA polymerase II cis-regulatory region sequence-specific DNA binding; DNA-binding transcription repressor activity, RNA polymerase II-specific
Source: RefSeq, a predicted model, not a curated record